Molecule: messenger RNA, 6318 nt
Organism: Myxocyprinus asiaticus (Chinese sucker)
Lineage: Eukaryota; Metazoa; Chordata; Actinopteri; Cypriniformes; Catostomidae
Product: zinc finger protein 501-like
Exons: 4
Coding region: 338-2098 (586 amino acids)
Biological process (GO): regulation of transcription by RNA polymerase II; central nervous system development
Cellular component (GO): nucleus
Molecular function (GO): RNA polymerase II cis-regulatory region sequence-specific DNA binding; DNA-binding transcription activator activity, RNA polymerase II-specific
Source: RefSeq, a predicted model, not a curated record
CCCUCUGAGAUGCUGUUGUAUGACGUCACGAAAACAUGGCGACGCUGUGGGAGAUUAGAACUGUAAAUGAUCUUCUCUAUUGAUACUCAUAUACCUGCAGAAACUUCUGGCAUUGUUGUUUUGUUUGUUUCUACAUUAUUCGAGCAUCUGAUUCAUGUUUAUAAAUGUCACCAGUAUUCUCAUCAUCCUAAAAGAAGACUUGUUUCAACACGAACAGGAAUAACUCCAGGUGUUUCAACUGAGAUCUGCGGGAUAAAACAUUGUAAAAUGAUGUUUAUUAAAGAAGAGAGUGAGGACAUGAGUUAUCCAGAAUCAUGCAGUUCAAAUGUCAUGAAAAAUGAAGAUACUGAGGAACAAAGAGCAGAAGAAAGGAAGUCAUACGCAUCUGGGAUGGCAUGAGGGAAUAACUCCAGGUGUUUCAACUGAGAUCUGCGGGAUAAAACAUUGUAAAAUGAUGUUUAUUAAAGAAGAGAGUGAGGACAUGAGUUAUCCAGAAUCAUGCAGUUCAAAUGUCAUGAAAAAUGAAGAUACUGAGGAACAAAGAGAGCUGAUGGAUGUGAAAGAGGAAAGUCAAGGACUGAAUGAAGUGAAAGAGGAAAGUCAAGGACUGAAUGAAGUGAAGGAGGAGAAACACAAUCCGGAUCAGACACUUUAUAGUUUCAAAACUGAACAAAACUCUUUUAGUGACUCUCAGACUGAAAAUAAUUUCUCACAAAAAAAACCUAAAAGAACAAGAACCAGAUAUUCUUUCAACUGCCCUCAGUGUGGAAAGAGCUUCUCAGUGAGAAGUCACCUUCAGAGUCACUUAAGAGUACACACUGGAGAGAAGCCUUUUACCUGUCCUCAUUGUAUGAAGAGUUUUGCAGAGAAAUGCAACCUUAUUAGUCAUGUGAGAAGUCAUACUGGAGAAAAGCCUUUCACCUGCCAUCAGUGUGGAAAGAAUUUUACACGUAACGCAAGUCUUAAAAAGCACAUGAUAAUUCACACUGGAGAAAAGCCUUUCAAAUGCCAUCAGUGUGGGAAGAAUUUCAGAGAGGCAUGUAGUCUCAAAAAUCAUUUGUCUUUUCACUCUGGAGAAAAGUCAUUUGUCUGUGAUCAGUGCGGUAGAACAUUUUCUUCAAGGUCAGUCUUAAGAACACACCAGAAAAUUCAUGUAAAUGAGAAGCCUUACUUAAGUUCAGUUUACGGAAAAAGUUCUUCACAUGUGCACAGUUUAAAAGACCAUCAGAGAAAUCACACUGGUGUGAAAGAUCAUGUGUGCUCUGAGUGUGGGAAGGCCUUUCAUAAAGCUUACGGCUUGGAACGCCAUAAAAGAAUUCAUACUGGAGAAAAACCUUACAGGUGUUCACAUUGUGGAAAGAGUUUCACUAUUUCAGGAAACCUGAAAGCACAUGAGAGAGUGCAUACUAGAGAGAGGCCGUACCACUGCACUUCAUGUGGAAAGAGAUUCAUUAGGUCAGAAAACCUGAAAACACACAUGAGAUUGCAUACUGGAGAGAAGCCGUACCACUGCACUUCAUGUGGGAAGAGUUUCUUUAGGUCAGAAAACCUGAAAGAACAUGAGAGAGUGCAUACUGGUGAGAGGCCGUACCACUGCACUUCAUGUGGAAAGAGUUUCAUUACGUCAGGAAACCUGAAACUACAUAAGCGAGUGCAUACUGGAGAGAAGCCAUACCACUGCACUUCAUGUGGGAAGAGUUUCUUUACGUCAGAAAACCUGAAAGAACACGAGAGAGUGCAUACUGGAGAGAGGCCGUACCACUGCACUUCAUGUGAGAAGAGUUUUAUUAGAGCAGGAAACCUGAAAGCACAUGAGAAAGUGCAUACUGGAGAGAGGCCGUACCACUGCACUUCAUGUGAGAAGAGUUUCAUUAGGCCAGGAAACCUGAAAGUACAUGAGCGAGUGCAUACUGGAGAGAGGCCGUACCACUGCACAUCAUGUGGGAAGAGUUUCAUUACGUCAGGAAACCUGAAAAUACAUGAGCGAAUGCAUACUGGAGAGAAGCCGUACCACUGCACUUCAUGUGGGAAGAGUUUCAGCCACUCAAGCACUCUGUUAACUCAUAAAAAAAAUCAUUGUCCAGGGUUGUCACAGUGAGCAAAUAUUAAUAUUUAUUUGCCUGUCAAAUAGUAUGCCAUUUAGAACAAGACAAAAUGGAAUUUCUCUCAAAAGAACAAUUACAAUUAAAGAUGAAGUAUUUGUAAUCUACAAUAGCACCACCGAAUGGAAUUGCAAAAAAUAAAAAAUGCUUUCAAAACAAGUUUCUGAAUACGCCCCUCAUUUGCCGUUAAUCAAUCAAAGAGAUAGUCGCGCCCCCAACUCAGUGGUUGAGUAAUGUUGUUGGUUAGGUCUAAAUGGGUCACUCAAAACAAACACAUUCAUUUUUAAAUCGUCACAGUGUUUACAGUUUUUGAGGAAAAUUAAUCUAUGAAUGGCUUACUCUACACAUUAAGCUGGGAUGGAAGACAGUAUUUUAACACUUAUUUUAACACAUUACCUGAAGUGCUUUUUGAGCUGUCAUUCUAUGUAAUGGGUAAAAGGACAUUUGUACUUUCUCAACAAACCAUAAAGAAGUCAAAACAUUAGUUUAGAAAACUGUGAUGUUGUGAAAUGUAAAUAUUUUUGUAUGAAUUCUUUCCUUCUAUGAUUGAACUAGCCGUAGAGCUAAAUUAUGCUAGCAGUGACAUAGGGUGAAUCUCAGUGUGCAUUCUUUUAUGUUCUUAUGUUCCCGUGGACUCGUUCUACGUCGUCAUUCACUACCGAAGUUCGAUUCCAAUCCUCAUGAACGUAAGUACAGAACACACAAAAUUACCCAGAUUUGUCCUUGAAAUCGAGGAUGCAUCGGAUGGUGACUUGUGGGCAAGAACUCGGUAUUACGGUGAAAGACGAAGGACAUUUAUCGUUUUGUUUUUCCUCAAACGUUUCCCCGCUGUAAGCUCGUGAAAGUCUGACUGCUUGUGAGAGUCGUUCUACUCCGUCAACAUUUGUUUUUGUUUUUGGGCAUAAUUUUAAUACAGUAAUAAAAAUGUAGAGAACAAGUGUUUACAGACUUUAUUCUUUUAACGUGUCACUAGUCCUGCAAAACCUCACUGGUGUGAAUGAAUGUAAGCGCAGCGUAGUCCUAGCAGGAAGACUAGCAGCUGUAUAUCAUCACACCAUUAGCUAGGUAACUCCUAGCCAAUCACAUGUAAGCCAUUUCUUUAUAAGGCUGCUCACAAUCUAUCACAUUGCUGUUUCAGUGUGCUAACACGGCAAUCAACAACAGCUACUAUGUCUGACGAAGACUUAGUUUCGCUCCACGAUGAGUCAAUACCUGCUCAGGACACAGAUUUCAUCCCAUGCUCCUUACCACACAUAGAAGAUCAAACAGCUCCUCGGCGCAGCGAGCGACUGCAUACACAGGAGUCUCAAUGGGAUCACUGCCCCCUUGGAAGGAUCAAAUGAAUUAGCUAGCUCAUGACAUCCUGGGAACUGCACCUUCUCUUCCUCGCGAUGCAACCACGUCUUCUCAACUCUCUGCCCCGCUUCAAAAAAUAUGGGGCAUAAGCAUCCGCUAAACAAGAACCCCAGUCAUCUCACAGUCAUGCCGGAGACUUCCCGCAGGGGAAGCCACAGUAUCAACGUCAACCGGAAUACUCGACCCAGUGCUAGAAGCCGUGAGAUCCAUCGCAGAGUCAGUGAAAAUCAUAGAUUCCAGACUUUUACUCCUCGAAUCCUCGCAAAUUUCCAUUGCUCCAGCACAAACAGCCCCUCACCCUGUAGCUAUAUUAUCUAGCCCUUCCCACACGCACGCUGCUCCUUUCUUCUCUCUGGCAAGCUCCUGCCCCCGCUCACAUGUCAGGUAGAAGUUUUGUUUCACCCGCUGCAGCAAAGGUCUCGUCAGUGCUCAGAGUUCAAAUCAUCAAAGGUAAAGACGUUAAUUUAGCUUCUCUUUUGCUUCCCUCCCCCGCAUGCGAUCGUCAAAUGGACUGUGGGGAUGUGUCAGUGGCCCAGCCUUCAGAUACCAGACUUUUGCGCAACCUCCCCUUUCAUGAAUUCGUCAUUGCUUUUGGUGUUUAUAGAGACAUUCUCUGCAGCACUUUCCCUGAGCGCAGAGAAGAAUUAGACUCUUACCUCGCAUUGAUCGCCGAUCUCAAUCAGCAAUAUGGUGGCACGCUCUUCUAUGAAUAUCAUAAAUAAUUUUCAGCUAAAUCCACCAUGUACAUUUCUCAGUUUAAUAAAAGAAUUAACUGGUCCAUCUCUGACACAAAGUUGCUCAUCAGACAUUUCGUGGGGGCACCGAGCGCUCACUUGCACCAUAUGCAGCUCUCACGGACAUUCAUCCGCAAUGUGCCCUAAAACUGUAUCCGCUGCCUCAUCACCCAUGGUAGAGCUCGGGGGCACUCUAUUGACUAUGUUAAUGGCAGGUCCAUUUGUAACAAUUUUAAUGAAUCUGUGUGUGCAUUUCCUAACUGUUUUUUUUCUCAUGUUUGUAAUUUCUGCAAGGACCUGCAUCUGAAAUCCGUGUGUCCAUGAUGCUUUCGCCCAUCCUAAGUAAAGGUUAUCUUAUGGGUCCCUUCAGGUCUCCUCCUUUCUGUUCUUUCAGGGUAAAUCCUAUCGGCUUAGCCACUCGCAAAUUUUCAGGUAAGAAAAUACUUAUUUUCGAUGUCUGCUCCGCAAUCAGGAUACGUGGCUAGCGUGAACGACAUGAUUCCACUAGAGCCGUUUUCUCUUUACUACGCCUCAGUCGAUCAUGCCAUUCAAUUAAUCACCAAGACCGGGCACGGCACCCUCCUCACUAAAGCAGAUAUCAAAGACGCUUUCAAAAUCAUGCCCAUUCACCCCACCGACUGGCCCCUCUUCGGCGUCAGGUGGCAGUCAAAAUUUUACUUUGCUGUCCGACUCACUUUCGGGUGCAGAAGUAGCCCUCACAUUUUUAAUUUGCUGUCGGAAGGCAUAUGCUGGAUCCUUCUCAAUCACUUUAAGCUCCCAUUCGUACUACACCUGCUCGACGAUUUCCUGCUUAUCGAUCUCCCCGCUGCCCACACCCCAUUUUGGACGUUCUAAUUGAUCUUUUUCACAAGUUGUGUGUUCCACUCUCAAGUGAAAAAACCACAGGCCCCACCACGUCUCUCGAAUUUCUCGGCAUCAUGCUCGAUUCUCUAAACAUGCACGCCCUCCCCGGAAAGCUCACACCAUCAUGGGAUAUCUUUCAACAAGGGUAUUGCAUGACAACAUCACCAUUAUCGUAUGGCUUUAUGCAUGCUGUCCACCUUUGGCAAAGAUAACCAUUAAACAACGGCCACCCUCGUUUGAGGGCUCGAGCCUCAUGGGACAUCUUUCAAUGAACGGUAUUGCAUGCAGCGUCACCAUUAUCGUAUGGCUUUAUGCAUGUUGUUCACCUUUCAGCAAAGAUAACCAUCAAACAAUGUCCGCCCUCGUCAGAGGGUUCAUAAUCAAAUGUUGUUUUCUUUCAACAAAGGGUAUUGCACACAACAUCGCCAUUAUCGUAUGGCUUUACGCUACGUUGUUCAUCUUUCGGCAAAGAUAUCUCAAACAACAAAAUCAAACUGGAGGAGAGAAAAAAAAUUUACUCAAGGACAAAAUCAAACUGGAAAAAAACUAAAAAAAAAUAAAUAAAUUAGCCAUCAGUAAUACGCAAGCGCGGCUUUUCCUUUUGCAAAGGUUUUGCACAACCAUGCCAGAGAUCUUGCGUAUUUCAUGUCAAACCUAGGUGCUCACAUCUCUCUUUUUUUUUUUUCCUCUUCUCCAGAAUGAACGCCUAACACGAGACCUGGUUUGUACCUGACUGGAUCUUCUCUUUUGGGGGUAGUAUUUUACUUUCUCUCUUUUGGGGUAGGCUCCCCGCCCCUGCCUCCUAUCUCCUAUAUGACGGUUCCGAGUACAACUUCUUCGGACCAUCAGACAUGGCUUACUCCAAAGACAGACAUUACAUUUCCAUUUUAUAUUCAUCAAAUAAAUGUCAUCUUAAAUUUCACUCAAGUCUGCGAGCCUUCCUGAUAGAAAUGUAAGCACAGCCUAGUUCUAGCGGGAAGACUAGCAGCUGUACAUCAUCGCACAAUUAGUUGGGUAACUCUUAGUCAAUCACAUGUAAGCCAUUGCUUUAUAAGGCUGCUCACAAUCUAUAACAUUGCUCUUUCAGUGUGCUAACACAGCAGCCUCCACCUCCCCACCACCACCAGUUGAGUCCCGUCUUGCACGGGGGUAGGCUCCUCGCCCCUGCCUCCUAUCUCCAGCAGGAUAUGACGGUUCCGAGUACAACUUCUACGCCAAAGAGAGACAUACAUUUCUUUCUUUUUUUAUUCAUCAAAUAAAUG